UGAGUGUUCAGUGCUAGCUAAGCAUCCAGCAGAGCUGCGUAUCGUUCCUACCCCUUAUUCCCAGUCUGCUCCUUGAACCAGCAGCAUCUUUUCCAUCCCCAUUCAUUCAAGGAUCUGCUUUGACGAGUGUUAUCUCCGCCUUUUGGCUUUUGUGCACGCUGCAUUUAAGGACCAAAUCUUACUUGAAGAAGGAUUACACAGAUUCAUCAGGGCUAAACCAUUUAUGACUGAAGCUGCACCAUGAAGGUACUUUUACUACUCACCCUGCUGACGUUAUGUCACACGAAACCAUACACGCCUAUCAAUGUCAUGGAUUUCAUCAAGCAUCAUGACAUCAUGCAACAAGAUGUGGGUGACUAUGAUGAUGACGAUGAUGACGAUGAUGAGGACGAUGACCAUUACGACAAUUAUGAUGAUAACUUUGUUUCGGACUGUCCCGAAGGGUGUCGGUGCUCAAAGAAAGUUCUGCAGUGUUCUGAUCAGGGUCUGACCAAGGUGCCAAAGGACAUCCCUGCAAACACGUUGCUCCUCGAUCUACAAAACAAUGACAUCACAGAAAUCAAGGAAGACGAUUUCAAAGGCUUGGAUAAUCUCUAUGCCCUGUUUCUGCUCAAUAACCAGAUAUCAAAAAUCCACCCAAAGGCCUUUCGCAACAUGAACAAACUCAAGAUUCUCCACCUGUCUUACAACCUGCUGACACAAAUGCCUGAGAACCUUCCCACGAGCAUUCAAUCACUGCGGCUGCACGACAACAAGAUCAGCAGACUUCCAAAAGGAGCAUUUAGAGGAAUGCAUGAACUAAAUGUUUUAGAACUGAGUGCAAAUCCAAUUGCAAACAGCGGGAUUGAAGCAGGGGCUUUUGAUGACAUGGCGACUCUCUACUUGAGAAUAGCUGAAGCGAGGCUUACAGCUAUCCCUAAAGAUCUGCCAUCUUCCCUCACUGAACUUCACUUGGACUAUAACAAGAUUGCAAAAGUGGAGUCAGAGGAUUUUUUGAGAUUAAAAAGCCUACAAAGGUUGUGGCUUGACUUCAAUCAAAUCAAGUAUGUGGAGAACGGAAGUUUCGCGGCCAAUACCAAAGUCAGAGAAAUUCAUCUGGAUAACAAUAAACUGAAGAAAGUUCCUCCAGGCUUGAACAACCUGAAAUAUUUGCAGGUGUUGUACUUACAUGCCAACAGCAUCACUUACGUUGGAGUAAAUGACUUCUGUCCUUCGAGAACCCGGGCUAAGAAAGCCCUUUACACUAGGAUCAGUUUAUAUGCAAAUCCAGUGAAAUACUGGGAGAUUCAGCCACCCAGUUUUCGGUGCGUGUCCAGCCACAGUUCGGUGCAACUGGGUAACCACAGAAAGUGAGUGAAACCGUACCGGCGUGCACCAUCUUGCCACUGGAGGGCAGCAUUAUAACUAGUCAAAAACUUCAUGCUAAUGUAAUAAAUGAUCAUUUCAUGUCCUCUUGGUGAUGUACAGAACGUAAUUUAUCCAAAAUCCAAGAGUGAUCUACAGACUCGUUACUUGAAAUUGGUAAGGAUUCCAAAGACUUUGUUUACAUUUAAAUCUUUUCGACUUUAUAAAGACAGGAGAGCGGUUUUAAUUGCAUAUUUUCAGAUCAGGUGCUAAAUAAAUUUGUACCCAUGUAUUAAAGGUCUCUAAAUAAUUUUUGCUUAUAAGGUACAGCUGUCUAGAAUCAAAGAAAAAUAAAUCAAAUUUACAAGGCCAGUUUGUUUAUAGUUUUACUUCUUGUAUUUUAGAGAACGGGCAUUAUUCACAUGGUGCUUAUUAACAGUUUUAGUGAUAACAACAAAUUAAUAUUGCAUGCUGAAUUUACAUUAUAUAACUUUUUAUUCAUUGCCGGUGUUUUCUUUGAAAUACUGGACAUGGACAUUCUUGUAAGAUCACGGAAAUGAUGAAAAACUGAUCUGUAUGGACCACAGGGUUGGUUACAGUUUAAACUGACAUCUGCAAAUCUGUACUUGCAACAAGUGUUUUCUUAGCCAGUGGUGCUGUGUUAUUCGUUUCCAAUUCAGAUAUUGUUGUUUCUUUAGAAAAAUAAAGAAAAAUUAAACAAUACAUCUGGUU
Molecule: messenger RNA, 2076 nt
Organism: Cyprinus carpio (common carp)
Lineage: Eukaryota; Metazoa; Chordata; Actinopteri; Cypriniformes; Cyprinidae
Gene: aspn
Product: asporin (LRR class 1)
Molecular function (GO): protein binding
Source: RefSeq, a predicted model, not a curated record